Molecule: messenger RNA, 1230 nt
Organism: Hyphopichia burtonii NRRL Y-1933
Lineage: Eukaryota; Fungi; Ascomycota; Pichiomycetes; Serinales; Debaryomycetaceae
Exons: 1
Coding region: 12-1181 (389 amino acids)
Source: RefSeq, a predicted model, not a curated record
AGAGCCCGAUAAUGAUAAGAAGAACCCUUCUAAGGAAUAACUUGAGGUUGUUCGGUACCAGUGCUAGACGUUUGAAUGCAAACCCGUUUUUGUAUAUUAAGGAUUUCGAAACUUUGAAUACCAAAAUUAAUGAUAAUUUACUCAGUUUGAAAAAUCCAAAUGAUGAUUUAAUCAUCCAAGCUAUAAAAGCAUGUAAUGAUUUACAAAAAGAUAUACAUGAUUACGAUAAGUUUUGGCAGGAUCCAACCAACGAGAAAUUAUCGAAGAAAAUAUCCGAAAUCUUAUUCAAUGAAAAUAUAACUUUUGAUAAAGAAUUAUUAACUAAAAUUUUAUUACUUAAAUUACCAAUAGUAAUUAAUAUUAAAAUAUUACAAGUUUUCUAUGAAAGAAAUCCUUCGAGUCAUAUAGAUAAGUCAAUUGCAUUAAUACCAUUCCGUCAUUCAAUUUUCAAUGGAGAUUUGAAAAAUUCAUUAAAAAUUAUCGAUUUAACAACUGGCCAUCCAAAUUAUAUAAAUUAUCGAAAUGAUCAAUUAAAAUCUGGUUUCAGUAAAUUAAUGUUGACUGCUGCUGGUAUAACUCUAUUUUCUAAAGUUGGUGUACAACAAAUCAUCGAUUUGGGUUAUCUUUCUUCAAGUUGGAGACAUUUAGGCUCAAUAAAUUCAAUGAUUUUAACUUACCUUUUAAAUUCGAGUUUUUUCAUAACAAUUGUUAAAUUCGGAAGAACUUUAAAAUCUUCUGGUGGUGAUUUCUUAACGUGGCAAAAGGGUACUUUCUAUAACCAUUGGUUUAAACAUUCUGAUGAAAUGUUAAUGUGUUCAAAAUUAAUGGAGGCAGAUUUUAAAUUAAAUAAUUACACUGAAAAUUCUCCAGAAUUAGUUGAAGAAUUAUGUAGAGAAGACAUAAACGUUAGUGGUGGUGGCUCAGUGUUAAAACCAGGGCUUACCAGAGAUGGUCAUAAGGUUAGAUUAUUGGCCCCAAAAGAUAAUAUAGAAGAUUUAAAACUUCAAGCUUAUUGGAUGAGUGGAGGUGAUGGUUUUGAAUGGGUUGAACCAGAUCAAGAUCCUGCUGAAUUGAUCUGGAGAAAGCAUUUAGAUAAAUUCAAUAAACCAAGUCUUAACAAUGGUGAUUCUACUAAAAAAUUAAAAUGGGCUGAAGAAUUAAUCGAUGAAAAGAAAAAUUGAUUCUCUUGUAAAUAUUUAUUCAUAUAAUUCAAAUAUAUUUAAAAGAAAG